Motacilla alba alba is the source of this 5687-nucleotide messenger RNA. RefSeq names its product complement C5 (gene C5). Gene Ontology annotation, cellular component: extracellular region. Gene Ontology annotation, molecular function: endopeptidase inhibitor activity; protein binding. The record is from RefSeq and is a predicted model, not a curated record. The transcript has 41 exons. Lineage: Eukaryota; Metazoa; Chordata; Aves; Passeriformes; Motacillidae. Bases 75 to 5108 code for a protein of 1677 amino acids.
UUCUGCUCACCCACAGCAGAGGCUGUUUAUCCCACCCUCAUUAACAUCUAUGGUUUGCUCUUGUCCCGGACACGAUGACUAUUUUAAUAUAUUUUAUUGUUCUGCUGUUUUCUGGGACGACUUUUAGCCAAGAGAAAACAUAUGUCCUUACAGCACCAAAGAUCUUCCGAGCUGGGGCCUCUGAGAAAAUUGUAGUUCAAGCUUUUGGUUACCAGGAGGAAUUUCCAGUCAGUAUUGCCCUGAAAAGCUUCCCAGAUAAGCGGGCUGUGUAUUCGUCUGCUCGGAUUUCCUUGACCCCAGCCAACAAAUUCCAAGAUGCUGUAACUUUAACAGUUCAACCAGCAGAUUUACCAAGAACAGAUACUUCAGACAAAUAUUUGUAUUUGGAAGCUGUUUCUCCACAUUUUACAAGAUUUAAAAAAAUUCCUGUUUCCUAUGAUAAUGGGUUUCUUUUUAUCCAUACAGACAAACCAGUUUAUACUCCUGAUCAGUCAGUGAAAGUCAGAGUCUAUUCUCUGGAUGAAGAACUGCAGCCAGCUCGGAGAGAGACUGUCCUGACUUUUGUGGAUCCUGAAGGAGUAGAAGUGGAUAUUGUGGAAGAAAAAGAUUUUACUGGAAUAGUUUCUUUUCCUGACUUCAAGAUCCCUCCUAAUCCUAAAUAUGGAAUUUGGAAGAUUAAAGCAAAGUACAAGAAGGAUUUUGUGACCUCAGCUGUGGCAAAAUUUGAAGUUAAGGAAUAUGCAAUGCCAAGCUUUUCCAUCACCAUCGAGCCAGAGAGUAACUUCAUUAGUUCUGAUAAAUUUGAGAACUUCAGGAUUGUUGUGAAAGCUAGCUAUUUUUCCAACAAAAAGCUUCCCAGUGCUGAUGUUUUUCUUCGUUUUGGAAUAAUUGAAGAAAGUGAGAAAAGAAUGAUGCCUCAGGCAAUGCAUGUAACGAGGAUUGAAAAUGGAGUUGCUGUGAUCAAUUUUAACAGUAAGAGAGCAGCAAGUUCUAUAGGCUUUGACAGUCUUGAAGCACUGGAUGGCUCAUAUUUAUAUAUUGUGGCAUCGGUGUUGGAGUCUAUGGGUGGCCUCAGUGGAGAGGUGGAGUUCACUGGAGUCAGGUUUGCUGUCUCUCCUUACAAGCUGAGUUUGAUUGCCACUCCUCUCUUUGUGAAGCCUGGGCUUCCCUUCUUCAUCAAGGUGCAGGUGAAAGACACCAUGGAUGACUUUGUUGGGAAUGUCCCUGUAACUGUCACUGCCAAAUCCUUGAAUGAGCAGAUGGAUGAGACUCAGUUGAUAUCAGAGGGUUCAGAAUCUGGGAGAAGAAGAACAAGCACCAGUGAUGGAACUGCUUUGUUUGUUGUUAAUAUCCCACCAAACAGCAAAAUGUUGGAGUUUCAAGUAAAAACUGCAGAUCCACAUCUUUCAGAUGAAAACCAAGCAAGUAAAAGCUACGAAGCAAGAGCUUAUUCAUCCCUGAGUCAGAGUUAUCUCUAUAUUGACUGGGCUUCAAACCACAGAACGCUGGAAGUGGGGGAUGUAAUAAAUAUUAAUGUAUAUCCACAAAGUCACUACACUGAUAAAAUACAUCACUACAGCUAUUUGAUCACAUCAAAAGGGAAGACAGUGAGCUUUGGAACUCAGGAGAGAAAUAAGGAUUUGGAAUACGAUCAUCUGACUUUACAGAUAACCCAAGAGAUGGUUCCUUCAGCACGUCUCAUUGUUUACUACAUAGUCAUGGGAGAAGGAGCUGCAGAGUUAGUGGCUGAUUCAGUUUGGCUGAAUGUGGAACAGAAAUGUGGGAAUGGCCUUGAUAUAAAGCUGCAGUCAAGCAAGGAGACACAGAAACCAGCAGAGGUUGUAUCGCUCACCAUGAAAACCCAGUCCAAUGCCUUUGUUGCUCUGUCAUCUCUUGACAAGGCAAUAUAUGGAGUCACAGGAAGAAGGAAGAGGGCAAUGGAAAAGAUCAUGCUGCAGCUGGAGAAGAGUGACCUUGGCUGUGGGGCUGGGGGAGGACAGAACAACGUUGCUGUGUUCAGGAUGGCCGGGCUCACCUUCCUCACCAAUGCAAACGCUGAUGACUCACAGGAAGCAGGUGAACCUUGCAAUGAAGUGUUGAGAGCCAAACGGUCUGACCUCAGGGAAAAGAUACUCGAUAAAGAGGCCAAAUACCAAGACCCAGGAGCACGGAAGUGCUGCAGGGCUGGCGUAAAAGCUUAUCCAGUCUCUGAGACCUGCAGGGAGAGAGCUCAGAGGAUUCGGAGCACCCGGAAGUGCAUUUCUGCAUUCACAGAUUGCUGUGAAUUUGCCAACAAGCUGCGGCUGGAGGAGCCAAACAAGCUCCUGAUAUUGGCCAGAAUGCAUUCUGAGUCUCUCUUGGAACUGGAUGAGGCACAAGUUCGUAGCUACUUCCCUGAAAGCUGGUUAUGGGAAGUUCACCAAGUUUCUUCAAGGUCCAAGACUCUGUCUGUCACCUUGCCUGAUUCACUGACCACCUGGGAAGUACAAGGUGUUGGCAUUUCAGAUAAAGGUAUUUGUGUUGCUGAACCUUUGGAAAUCCAAGUUGUGAAGGAUGUUUUCCUGAGCAUUUAUGUUCCUUAUUCCGUGGUACGAGGGGAGCAAAUCGAGUUAAAAGGAUCCGUUUAUAACCAUAAAGCCUCUGCAAUUAAGUUCUGUGUUAAAAUAGCAGCUGGAAAUGGAGUCUGUACCUUUGGAGAUUCUGCAAGUGCAGGGUCGAGGAUGCAGAGCUGUAAAUUGAAGAAUCUGGAUGCUGGCUCUUCCUCAGCGGUCACAUUCCGCAUCCUCCCGCUGGAAUUGGGUCUUCAGACCGUCAACUUCACACUGCUGACCCCCAGGAACAGUGAAAUUGUAGUUAAAACUUUACGGGUCGUGCCAGAAGGCAUUAAGAAAGAACUCCAUGCAGGUUUCACUUUGGAUCCACAGGGUGUUUAUGGUUCAAUCAAGAGACGACAAGAAUUUCGAUACAAAGUCCCACUAAAUCUGGUCCCUAAAACACAAAUUGACAGAAGUGUCAGUGUGAAAGGGCAUCUUCUGGGUGAAGUGAUUGCCACGGUGCUGAGCCCCAGGGGCCUGCAGAUGCUGAGCAGCCUGCCCAGGGGCAGUGCAGAGGCAGAGCUGAUGAGCAUUGCCCCGGUGUUCUACGUGUUCCGCUACCUGGAGGAGUCGGAUAACUGGCAUUUACUGGGCCCGGAGACCCUCAGCUCCAGGACUCACAUGAGGAGGAAGAUGAAAGAAGGAAUCGUGAGCAUCUCGUCCUUCAGGAAUGCUGACUCCUCCUACAGCAUGUGGAAGAAUGGGCCAGCUAGUACAUGGUUGACAGCUUUUGCUCUAAGGAUCCUUGGGCAAGUGAAUCAAUACAUUAAUCUUGAUCAUAUAUCUGUUUGUGAUUCCCUGCUGUGGCUGAUUGACAACUGUCAGAUGUCAGAUGGGUCAUUCAGUGAAUUUUCAAACUACCAGCCAGUGAAACUGCAGGGUACAUUACCUCGAGAAGCCAAAGAAAAAUCUUUGUAUCUCACAGCAUUUUCUAUUAUUGGAAUUGACAAGUCAAUGAAAAUAUGUCCUACUCAGAAAAUCCACGAUGCCAGGAGCAGAGCAGGGGAUUAUUUGGUGCAGAACGUGCAGCUGGCCCAGAGCCCCUUCACCAUGGCCAUCACCGCCUACGCGCUGGCCCUGCUGGACCCCAACCACAUCGCAGCACGGGCCACCUUCUCUGCCCUGAAGAGAGAGGCCUUUGUCACAGGUGACCCUCCCAUCUGCAGGUUUUGGAAAGAUGCCUUCAAAGCACAACAGCCAACCCCCAGCUCUGUCACUGCACAAAUGGUUGAAACCACAGCCUACGCCUUGCUCACGACUUUGCUAAGAGGGGACAGUGACUAUGCCAAGCCCAUCAUCAAAUGGCUCUCUGAAGAACAGAGAUACGGGGGAGGAUUUUACUCAACUCAGGACACUAUUAAUGCCCUUGAGGCCCUGACUGAAUAUUCCCUUCUUGUCAAACGGCUGCGUUUGGACAUGGAUGUUAAAGUGUCCUACAAAAAUGGUGGACCCCUGAACUUAUUUAAACUGACAGAAGACAAUUUCGUGGGAAGAACUAUGACAGUACCUUUGGAAGAUGAUCUGUAUGUGAGCACUGGCAGCAGCACUGGCAUAGCUACAGUAAAUGUGAGGACAGUGUAUAACACCAUUGGGACUUCUGAGGACUCCUGUAACUUUGAGCUGAAGAUUGUUCCCAAGAGAGAUGAUGGUCGCAUAAGAGGAGAGGGGGAACCCCUGGGGCGCCUGGAGGCUUGUGCAAAGUACAGGCCCAGUGCCAGGGAGCCCCGGUCGGGCUCUGCUCAUGCCGUGAUGGACAUAGGGCUGGUCAGUGGAGUGGAAGCCAAUCCAGAGGAUUUAUCUACUCUUGCGAGUGGAGUUGAUCAGCUGAUAGCAGAUUAUGAGAUAAAAGAUGGGCAUGUUCUCCUGCAGAUAGACUCUGUGCCGGCUCACAAGUUCCUGUGUGUUGGCUUCAGGAUCGGUGAGCUUUUCCGGGUUGGAAUGCUGAACCCUGCCACCUUCACUGUGUAUGAAUAUCACGCACCAGACAAAAGAUGCACCAUACUUUAUAACCCCUAUGGAAAUGAAAAACUGAUGAGAUUGUGUGAAGGAGAUGAAUGCAAAUGCAUGGAAGCUGAGUGUGGUAAAAUCCAGGAGAGACUCGGCGGGUCGGUGACUGCUGAGAGCAGGAGAGAGGCUGCCUGCCAGGAGGACACUGCUUAUGUUUAUAAAGUGAACAUCUUAUCUCGCACUGAGGAGGGGUUUUUUGUGAAGUAUUCUGCAAAUCUUCUGGACCUCUAUAAAAGGGGGCAGGCUUUUGCUCAAAAAAAUAGUGAAAUAACCUUUGUUAAAAAGAAGUCUUGCACAGAAGUUGAAUUGACCCCAGGAGAGCAGUAUUUGAUCAUGGGAAAAGAAGCCCUAAAGAUAAGCAUUGGUUACAGUUUCAAGUUCCAGUACCCUUUGGACUCCAGCACUUGGAUUGAGUGGUGGCCUUCAGACACAGCCUGUGCAUCCUGUCAGGAGUUUCUGAACACAAUGGAUGAUUUUGCUGAAGAUCUCCUCAUCAGUGGCUGUUAAUUCACUUGGACAGUUUUUAAAUUAAAAAUCCAGAUCUAAUCCCAUUGAAAAGAAGAAAAAUCCUCGCCUAUUUAUUAGUUCUUUUUGACUGAAGACUCAUUAAGAGUUCUCAUAAAAAAUUAUCUUGGCAUGUAUUUUAUAGCAAUGUCAUUACAGCAGAGUAAUGCUCAAAUAUGAUUUUUAAGCUUGGAUGAGAGAAUAACACAGAAAGGUGCAAAGACAUUGAAGUCAAAAGAAGUGAAUUGACUGCAAAAACAAACAUGGAAAGCACUGUCUUGUCACUAAACCCAAGCCUUAUCAGAACAUAAAUAUAUGCAGCCACUUUGUAAGCUCUCUGGGAAAGAAACUUCAUUCCUUAGCUUUUCCUUUUGCACUCUUUUUUGAAUUCCUACAUUUCCAUUCCUGACAGUAACUGAUGCUGGUUUUAUGCUCUGCUUUCUUGUUAAAAAAAAAACAAACAAAAAACCAAACAAAAUUCUUCAAUUAUAUGUGUGCCUUUAUUAUUGGUGUUUUCAGACACAGUCAACUGAAUCAACAUCUCCUGUAACUUAGGUGGAUUAAAACAAAUGUUCCUUUGCA